AUGCGAGGGCGCUGCCUCCCCCUAGCGGUCCGGGCUGGGAGCGGACGCACGAGGCUGCUCAUUCUCAGGAAGACACCGGGAGGGGAGGCAUGGAGGAAGGCGGCUCUCCGGAAGACCCGUGAGUCCCGGGUACCCCAGGAGGGGGUGGGGGGCGGGGGCCACGCGAAGGCUUCCCCCCAGGAGGGGCUCCUAAAUGCCAGCAUCCCCCGGCUUUCCUCAGGCGGCUACGCCUGGGUGGAGAGAGACGUGGCACACCUAGGUCCUUACGGGGUCCCCAGACUUAGCGUGGGAAAGGGACUUCCGAGAGCUGGGAGAAUGCAGAGGAGCCCAGAGACGGCGCGUGGUUUACCGAGGUCACACAGCCAGCUGGCCAGGACCCGGAGCGCGCUGAAGAAGCCGUACAAGGGCUCGUGGAGGGCCAGCUGGGGCCGCCACGAGAUCGACCUGCUGCUGGAGGCCAUCUGCAAGACGGGCAAGGUGCACCGCAUCAUCUCGGGCUCCAGCCAGCGCAAGAGCAAGCUGUGGCGGGAGAUCGCCGACAUCCUGGCCGAGUGGCGCGUCAACUACACGGCGGAGCAGUGCCGCACCAAGUGGAAGCACCUCAAGACGCAGUUCCGCGGCGAGCAGGCGCGCUGCCUCCGCGCCGGGGCCCCCUCGGACCCCCUGCCGCACUUCUACGAGAAGAUGACGGCGCUCUGGAAGAUGGCAGCGCGGGGCUCGCCCAAGGCCGGGGCCCGCAAGCGGCCAAAAAGACCUGCCAGAGAAAAGAUAGCCCUGGAACUCCAGGAGCAGAGCGAGGAAGAAGCCCAAGAAGUAUUACCUGAAACGUGGUCGCAGCCUCCACAGGCAGUGAUUUCCAUUGGAGAGCAUGAAUCUGAAGACAGUGAAACGAGCAGUGUGACCAAUGAAGUGGAUGGAUGUGCAGAAAAUCCAACAGCUUUAGAACAACAGGCGCUAGAGGAAACAGCUCUUCAGCAAGAGACUCCUGAGGUCCCCUGUGAUCCCAGAUACCAGCAGAUUGGGGAGGCCAUGCUGGAGGAAUUGAAAAACCUGUCCCGAACCCAGCAGGAGAUGUCUGUGGUCAGCAUGUACAUUGCCAAAGCCCUCCAGUACCAGCAGGAGCAGCUGAUCCCGGGCAUCCGUCUCCUAAAUCACAACAUGUAUCAGCUCUGCCUGCUGCUGACCAACCAGGCGGAGGCGGCCCUCCAUUCUGGGCCCUUUCUCCCCCAAAUGGUCAAUCCCAGCAUUCCCUUCUCAGGAUCUCCAGUUGCACAGCCUUAUUCCUCGGCCUUUGAGCCUCCUGAUAGUCCCUACCGCAAGUAG
Molecule: messenger RNA, 1323 nt
Organism: Trichosurus vulpecula (common brushtail)
Lineage: Eukaryota; Metazoa; Chordata; Mammalia; Diprotodontia; Phalangeridae
Exons: 7
Coding region: 1-1323 (440 amino acids)
Source: RefSeq, a predicted model, not a curated record